CACUAUAAAUAAUAAUCAACUCUACCUUCAUUCUCCAUCACUCAUUCCCUGCCUUAGAAACCAAAAUGGCUCAAAUCAUUGUACCCAGCAACAUAUUUCUAACCCUUCUUAUUGUAGCUGCAGCUGUAGGUCGGUAUGUGGAGGCACAAAAUUGUGGGUGUGCUUCAGACUUGUGUUGUAGCAAAUAUGGGUAUUGUGGCACAAGUGAUGACUACUGCGGCACCGGGUGCCAAGCAGGGCCGUGCAAGACGGCACCUCUAACCCCGAGCACUAGCGAUGUGUCGGUGGCUGACAUCGUCACGCCCGAAUUCUUCAACAGCAUAAUUGGCCAAGCCGAGGCAAGCUGUGCCGGCAAGAACUUUUAUUCCCGAGCUACCUUUCUUGAGGCUCUCAAGUCUUAUGAUCAGUUCGGUAAGAUUGGCUCCAUUGACGACUCUAAGCGUGAGAUUGCUGCCUUCUUUGCCCAUGUCACCCAUGAGACUGGACAUUUCUGCUACAUAGAA
Prunus avium (sweet cherry) is the source of this 503-nucleotide messenger RNA. The record is from RefSeq and is a predicted model, not a curated record. Lineage: Eukaryota; Viridiplantae; Streptophyta; Magnoliopsida; Rosales; Rosaceae.